CACAGAAGAAGAAGAAACAAGAAGUGCGUCCAAGGUGCUAAACGAGGACCGCUAAUUAGCGUUAAUUUAACAUUUUUUUAAAUAUAUUUCCGCUUUGUUGGGUUAUUCGGCUAACUUUUAAAAUUCGAGAUCGGCUUCUAGACGUUUGUUUGAGUUGUUCAGCGAGUAGCCAACUAAGUUAAAGUUAACUUUAAACGUUAUUUCCGCUUCAAGGCUUUUCUCUGGUCAGCUAACGUUAGCUAACUAACAUUAAGCUCACACCAUGGUGAACAUCUCCAUCCUGAGGAUCGAGAGCCCGUCCUGCAUCUGGGGUCGGUUUGUGCAGGAUCCCGGCAGUGGCACAGACCAGUACGACCAACUGCAGGCCCAGAUGAACCUCUUCUACAAGGACGUGACUCGGGACCUGCGCCAGCUGAAGCCCACCUCGUUAGAGGAGGGACAGGUGUGUGUGGUGUACUGGUCGUGGAUGAAGUCCUGGUGUCGGGCCGUGGUGGAGUCGAUCGUGAUGGACUCCGUGUCCUCUCAGACUCGCUGCCUCCUGGUGGACCAAGGAGAGCGGCUUAUUGUCGCCUCAGACCAUAUCCGAAUCGCUUUGCCGACCUUCCUCCAGCUGCCCUUCUGGGUCAGGAAGUUCCACCUGGCGGGAAUCAAACCAACAACCCUGCGGGUGACCGUCUAUGAGGAGAGCGCAAAACUCGUUGCGUCCAGUAAGUGGGACGGCUCUGCGACACUCUACCUGCACCGCCUGCUGCAAGCGUCGACUAUGGCGGAGGCUGUGAUGCUCGAAUCUGAGUCGGACUCUACCUCCCUUGAACUCUACCUGACCGUAUGGAAUGUCAAGAUCUGUGUGAAUGACGAUCUGGUGGCCAAGAAGUAUGCGUAUUACAGCGGCGGUCAGAACACAGUCAUGUUGUCAUCCAGCCUCUUCAACCAAAGCAUCUGCUCGACCUCAAACAAGCCGGCGCCACAAACCUCCCAACCACCUCCCGCUCUUUCUCCGCGCUUUGAUUCUGUGGAACAUCCUGCGGCUCCCUCCACGCCUCAGAAACCCCAACAUGAGCCACAGACCUCUGAGGGAGGCACCGGGUCAAAGGUCACGAGAACCGCUGCGGAAAGCGACUCUAUGGAGGAAACCAACGCGUCUCUGGCUCUUCUUCAGUUCAGAUUCCUGAAUCCUGGCAGCGUCCAGCAGCAGGCGGCUCCCGCUGUCAGUCAGCACGAAGAGCUACGAGACGGUCGACCAGACGAGACAACUGCAGCCUCCAGCCGCUGCACAGGACAGGAAGUCGACAGCGAUCCUGCAACACGGCACACGAGCAGAACGCGUGAACAAGGUGUUGGGGAGAGCUGUCAGGUUGGAUGUUUGGCAGAUGGAGAAACGAGCGAUUCGAGGUCAGCAGAGAGGACGCAGAGGAAGGAAGAGGAGUGGGCCUGUUCACGCCUUUUGGAGUGGUUGAACCCGAAGCCCCCGAUUGCCGACCCGGAGGCAGCAGACGCCGCGCCUCCCGACUGUCCUCAGGUCGCUCCCCAUGACCCCAGCCGGAGUGGGGCUCUGGUGCACUCCGCCCUCCCAGUGGAACCCUGCAGCGGCCUGGACGACGCUCCCGUCACCAACACUCUCCGCUGGGCGAUGAAGAGCAAGCAGUAUGGCGCCUUGUCUCCAGCCGACCGUUACAGCUGGACAGCCGUGGCCCGAGGAUGCAACACCGUCAUCGUCUCCCACAACGCCGACCAGCCUCUGGCCUACUUGGCCCCGCUCCUCACCCACAUCCUGCUCAACUCCAUCUUCUCCCUCACCUCAGGCACAGGGCCCAUAGUGGUGCUGCUGUGUCAAGGCUGGAAGAAAGCUCAGGUGGUGUACGGCCUGCUGGAGGACAUGAAGGUGGCCCCGGUCCUCCACCCGCUCAUCUUGCUGCUUGGCGUCGGCAAAAACGAGGCCAAGGCCGUCAAGAUCCCCAAAGACUGCCUGCUCUUAGUGACCACUCCCUUCAGUCUGGUCCGUCUGCUGUCCAGCCACUGCUUCCUAUUCCUGCGUCUCUGCCACCUCGUGCUGGACGAGGCCGACCGGCUCUUCACUGUCGCCCCGGAUCAGAUGGCGGCCAUUUUGGAGCAUUUCCAGAAGGAGACGGCUUCCUGUUCUCGGCAGCUCGUCGCUGUGGCAAAAAAGUGGACCGGUCACAUGGAGGGUUUGGUAGCCAAUUACAUGCCAUACCCUUGCAUUGUCGUGACCGUCCCUGAGGAAGCUGUUCUCUAUGGUAACGUUCAGCAGGUCGUCCUCAUGACUCUGGAGAGCAGCAAGAUCUCAGUGCUGUUGGGUGCGUUGGAUUUCAACCCAGUCAUCGGCCAGAAGACUGUGAUUGUAGCAGACUCUGCUGAGGAGGUUGAAGACGUGUGGAAGGCUGUGAGCAGCAAGUCUGCAUUCUGCCUCAAGACCCACGAGCGGUUAACACACAACUUUGACUUUGUCAUCGAGCAGUGGGGGAAAGCCAUCGGCCCCGGAACCCACGUCAUUCUGGUGACCACCACCCAGUGUCUGAAGUCCCUGGGAGUCAGAGACGCGUCGUGCGUCGUCCACUACGACUUCCCCGCUUCUCCCAAACUGUUCGGCGGCCGGCUGUCCUGUAUGGCCAAGAACUUCAGAAACCUCUCGGAGCGCGGUUCCUCCGAGGACCAGCCUCGGCUCACCAGGUCGGUGCUGCUGAUCUCUGAGAGGAACACCAGUCACAUGGUCGGAGUUGUGGGCUACCUCGAGCGAACCGUCGCCCCGCUGCCCCCCGAGCUGCUGUCCUUCGUUCGGGGGGUCCAGCUGGCCCAGGAGGACCAUAAGGCCGACAGGCCUCUAUGCAGCUACCUCAAGAGCUUCGGAGUCUGCAGAGACCGCAGCGUGUGUCCCAACCGUCACAGAUUCAUCCCCAAGCUGGACGAGUCGCUGCUUCCUUCCUCGGGACUCCUAGAGGUCUUGCCUCUCCAUGUCAAGACGGCAUCGGUGUUCUACGGCCGCCUGGUGGAGGAGGGCGGAGGAGGCUUCCAGAGCUUGGCGGCGGAGAUGUCUGCUUUCUACGCCGACAAGAAACCCGGAGCUGAGGAGGUGCUGCAGGGCGGCCUGUACGCUGUCCAGGAGCACGAAGUCUUCCACAGGGUGGAGGUCCUGUCCCCCCCCCUCAGAGCCGACCGGCUGUUCUUUUCCGUCUUCGUUCGGUUUAUCGACGUGGGAAACAAGAAGGAGGUCAAAUCCCAUCAGGUCCUCCAGCUGCCGGAGCGGUUCUGCUCUCUGCCCGGCCAGGCCGUGGAGAUGGUGGUCUGCCGGGUCAAACCGAGCGAUGGCGAGAUCGACUGGCACCCCGAGGUCACCAGAGCGAUCAGCCAGAAGAUCCAAGGCCUGCAGCACCGAGCCAGAGCCGUGUUCAGUCUGGGAAACACCGUGUUUGUUGAUCCCAUGGUCCGUCUGACUCAGGUUCCGGGUAUGAAAACUGUGAUCAAUGAAUGCAGCGUGCAGGCGGAGAUCCUGAACACCGGGAUGGGAGUCACCAACCAGGAGCACCUGGACCUGCUGCGGGCGCUCCGCCGGGACGCCGAGGAGGCGGGUCACACAUCUAAGUCUGGGGACGCGGCACCGUCUCUGGAGGUCGGGAUCAAGGUGGAGGUUCUGGCCGAAGCCUUCAGAGCGGCCGAGGUCGACCCGCUCGCUGAGCUUCCUCCCCUCGAGCUGAUCCCGGAGUGUGGUCAAACACCGUCGCCUGACCGCCGGGCCGCCGUCGGACAGAAAAGCCUCCACACGGCUGAUCUGAAGUCUGCUGAGCAGACCACGAGAAUCCAAAAUGGAAGAGAACCUCCUGCUGCUCAUCUCGGCAAAGGUGAACAUCAAAGCGACGACACCAACGAGGAAGACUCUGGUGACCCCCCCAAAAUUUUCCACCCCCUGGCCCGCUGGUACCAGACGUCCAGCUUUGCCAUCGUGACGGUAAAGCUGAGGAACCCAGAGAACCAGCGCUGUGACUUCUACCCCGACCGGGUGGUCUACAGUGGCAGAGCCGACGGUCGGACCUACAGAGCCGACCUGCAGCUUCAUGGUGACGUCGUUGCUGACCGCUGCUGCUGGGAGAUGAAGUCCAACGAGCCAGUCCUCCGACUGGUCAAACAGCAGCCGGGACACUGGGAGCGACUCCUGAGGAGCAAGAACAUCUUUGUGAGCUACGACACAGACCACAUCGAAGAGGACGAAGACGGAACCCCAAACGGCCCGUGCUUCGUCGAGGACUUGGGAAAGGACAACUGGUACGUGAACCUGGAGAGUGGCAGUGAGAGCGACUGAAGAUGAGACCGACGGGACAACACCCCCACUCCACUCGAGCCUUUGUCAACCCCCAAACUCUUCCUUCUUGUUUUUCAAAGUCACGUAAAAUGCUGUUAUAAAUGUUACUGUUGUAAUACAAACUCAUGUAAUGCCAAAGUUCAGGGCCUUGAUUACUCAUUAAAGACAAAUUCAAAAUAUCAUUUUUGUUUGUUUCUAAUAAGGUACUUUUUAAUUGUAGUGUUUGCCCUACAAUUAUAUCAGGAGGCAAGUGAUGUUAUAAACCGAAUGCAAACACUGAGUAAAAUAAUAUUUCUUUUAUACGGCUAAUACGUUUUACCUAAAGGCUAUACUAGUCUUUAAUGGAAAAAAGCUCUACAGGUCAGUGAUUGAAGGCCAGUUUCUACGUUGCCAGGUUGUGAAAUCCUUCUGCUGGUGAUUAUUCUAUUAGUAAAUGAUAAUGUAAUAAUUUUGUUUCAUACAAUAAGCUGCUUGAUUUGAGUUUGAACAUGACCCGUCGCCACCUUUUUUAGGUAAUUAAAUAAACCGUUUAUUUGUACGUUCUGGGUUGCUGUAAAACAAGACACUUCCUGAGUAGAAAUGAAUAAAACAAAUAUGGAAAACAAUGCAAAA
This is a messenger RNA of Gasterosteus aculeatus aculeatus (three-spined stickleback), 4924 nucleotides long. The record is from RefSeq and is a predicted model, not a curated record. Lineage: Eukaryota; Metazoa; Chordata; Actinopteri; Perciformes; Gasterosteidae.